AUGUUGUUUCUUUCUGUCAUAAACACAUCCAGUGAUUCUAAUGACCGUGAUGGUAAGAAACCAGUUCCUUGUGUAAUACCAUGCCCCAAGUGGUACAAAAAGGAAAACAAAGACAACCACAUGUUUGUUGAUGACUCUGAUGAUGAUGAUCUUGCUACUAGUACUGGUGAUGAUCUUGAUGCUUGUAAUGAUGAUGAUGAGCUUGCCACUAGUACUGAUGACGAUCUUGACAAUAGUACCGAUGAAGAUGAUGAUCUUGACACUAGUACUGAUGAAGAUGAUGAUCUUGACACUAGUACUGAUGAAGAUGAUGAUCUUGACACUAGUUCUGAUGAAGAUGAUGAUCUUGACACUAGUACUGAUGAAGAUGAUUAUCUUGACACAAGUACUGAUGAAGAUGAUGAUCUUGAGACAUCAGGAUCUGAAUGUAAGCAUCUCUGUAAUGAUCUUCAGGGGCGUAGUCCAGGCCCCCACCCCACUUUUUUCCCAAUCUUACUUACACUAUAA
This is a messenger RNA of Saccostrea cuccullata (small rock oyster), 507 nucleotides long. Its product is annotated as serine-aspartate repeat-containing protein C-like. Bases 1 to 507 code for a protein of 168 amino acids. Lineage: Eukaryota; Metazoa; Mollusca; Bivalvia; Ostreida; Ostreidae. The transcript has 2 exons. The record is from RefSeq and is a predicted model, not a curated record.